UUUAGUUUAUGUGAUUGUGUAGAAAUAUGGAACCAAGAAAUGUAAAUUGACAUUGAUAAUGAUUCAGAGCUGUGGAAGAGAAAUAUUGCAUAUACUCCGUAAUAAAAUAACAGUGAAAGAAUUAGAAGUGGUUUUCGUAAACAAUGAGCAAUCAUCUCGUUUUAAGUCAAUAUAAACUUUUGGUAAGUUUACAAACUCGAGUGUCAUUAGAGGGUAAAUAACCUGGUGGAGGCUACACACAUAUAUAUUCUCAUUUAAAUCACCAUGUAAAAAAGUAAUAUUCAUAUGUAAUUGAUGCAAGUAUCAGUUUUUCGUGGAAGCAAUAGCCAAAGGAACUCUAACAGACUAACAGUAGUCAAUUUUACUGCAGGAGAGACAGUAUCAAAGUAAUCAAGUCAUUCCUCUUGGGUAUAUCCUUUAGCAUCUAAUCUUGCUUUGUAUCUAUCUAAAGAUCCUCCGGAUUUUAAUUUUGUUUUAAAAGCACAUUUACAACCUAUGGUGUGUUGAUCAUUAGGAGGUAAAUUAACUGAAAUCCACGUUUGGUUAGUUUCAAGAGCUUUAAUCUCAUCAUUCAUAGCUUUCUGCCAUGCAGGAAUUUUAAUAGCUUAUUUAAAGGUUUUAGGUUCAGUUAUUUUUGGAAGAGAAGGUGUAAAACAAUGAUGAGGAGAGUUUAAUCUAGUGUAGGUUAUUUAAUUUUGAAUAGGUAUCUCACAAGAAUACAAGAGGAUUUAGAUAUACCUGUGUCAACAGAAUUAGGGCAGGUAACUGGUAAUCUUAAUCUUGUAAACAAUUAGGUAUAUAUCUUACUCUACUAGAUUUUAUCUGAGAAUUAUGUUCAAUAGUAGCAUUAUUAUUAUUCUGUAAUUAACUAGAAGAAAUGUCACGAUUGAUAAGACUGAAAUACAUGAAACUGCAGGGAUUGGGGCACAGCGAUGCGAACUGCAUCUAGGGCGGCACAGCGACUCCCGUGCGAUUUUCGUCAAAUCGGUGACCGCGUCUGGGAACGACAUAUUAGACAGUGGAAGGCGACAGGGACAAGGCGCCGGAGCAGCUUUGACUCGCGAUGGGGUUUUCAUCGUCGCGGCGGUGAUAUUCCAUGGGAGAAGCGGCCUCUCAACCAAUCUGGGGAGGCUUCGUCCCGUUUCUCCUUCGACAACCAGGCACGGCGUCGCCUUCUGCGGAACAGAGAACGUGCGACUACAUAUGGGGCAGAAUCUGUUGGAAGAAAUUUCUGGGAAUCUCAGGUUUCAUCGAUUGGAGCUCGUAGACGAAUCUGGCCUUCAAAGCGGCAGUUUUGGAAUCGACAUGGUAGCUCAGUUGGGUUUCAAGGUGGGAAGAAAAGGAGGUUAACAGAAGUUGGAGGGGGUGAUUUCCUAUCCGUUCCCAUUAUCACAGAUGAGUUCGUCAUUGAAAGUAAAUUCUUUCAAUUUAAAGUUAUUGACAGCGCUUCUAUUCGCAUUUCUGAAACAAAAGAAGGAAUUUCAUCUAUAUUGGACUUAGAUUUUGCUAGGCUUACUUAUCUUGUAGUAAGCUAGAGCUGAACAAAUCACUUAUAGUUCGGUAUGAUGAAAAUUACUUUGGGGGUUUUAUCCAAAUCAUUGAAAAAGGCAGUGACUCUCUAUUUAUACCCGAGGGAUGGAACGGGCAGGGGAUUCAUCUAUUUCUUACAGGAAUUGGAAAAACAAUUGCAUCGUUGAAGGAAAUCGCUGCAAAAUCACAGGCCGUUGGACAUACUUCAGGUAAGGUUUUCUCUGAUGGGGUGGCUUCCAAUGACUUGGAAUUUCUACCUUUUGAUGGGAAUAAUCUUUAUUGUGACACGGGAACCUCCAUCUCGGGUGCAUUACUACAAGUCGAUAUUGAUUCAUACAAUCAUUCUUCAGAUUUGGUUUCGGUUGAUGAUGUUCGUAGUGGGGAACAUAUCCCCGAUUCUGAUGCACUUUUAGAACUUAAAGAAUUUUUUCAAGUCACUUUGACAAAUGGGGUAGAUUCACUUUCUCAUUUUUUACUUUAUGAGAUUGAGAAACUUCUUGCUGCUGCUUUGGGUAACCGAGACAAUUUGCUUAUAAAACCCAUUGAUGAUGGAAAACCUUCUCGAAUGCAAAAUGAUUCAGGGAAAGUUGAUGAAAACAAGAUUGGAGUUUUAGAGUCAAGGAAUAUUGGCAUUGGAGGUGAUCACACAGAUUUUUGUUGGGAUUAUGCAAAUUUGGACUGCAUCGGUAAUCUUAACGCAAAUUUUGAGGAAGAUUUUGGAGGAUCAUACUCUACACAUUCAGGUGAUGAAUUCCUUGGCCAUGUCUCGGAAAAUGAGAAAAGGGUUCCUAUUUCAACGGUAGAUGAUCUUUGGGAUUCUGAUACUAAUGAAGUUAUUUGUCAAAAAGCUUUGUUGGUCACACGAGAUAACUGUUUGCCCACACAGAACUUGAACACUCAAAAGAGAAUGUACAAAAAGAAGAAUCAGAGAUCACAUCUUAUGAGAACUAGAUCUCAAACACGGGCGGGUCUUUGAAGAUUCUACUUAGGGCUAGGGAUUUUUAGGGAGUGAUUCUAUUUAGGGCUAGGGAAAGUUUCAACUUUGGGUUGGGUUCUACUCUUGUUUGUCUCUUUUUUGUUUGUUUUUCUGUUUCCGUAUUUCUUUCAUGUACUUUCUUUUGAUUAAUAAAAUAUUUUUUAUUUAAAAA
Molecule: messenger RNA, 2678 nt
Organism: Cuscuta epithymum
Lineage: Eukaryota; Viridiplantae; Streptophyta; Magnoliopsida; Solanales; Convolvulaceae
Source: the annotation of a GenBank genome assembly